Molecule: messenger RNA, 2582 nt
Organism: Mytilus californianus (California mussel)
Lineage: Eukaryota; Metazoa; Mollusca; Bivalvia; Mytilida; Mytilidae
Product: sex peptide receptor-like
Exons: 1
Coding region: 1196-2344 (382 amino acids)
Biological process (GO): G protein-coupled receptor signaling pathway
Cellular component (GO): membrane
Molecular function (GO): G protein-coupled receptor activity
Source: RefSeq, a predicted model, not a curated record
GACUGAACGUGCCCAUUUGCACAUUAUAGUCUAAAUCAGUAGUUAGGCAUGUAAUGGAGAAGUUGUAAAAGGCGAAUAGCUCAUUCGUUUUGUGAAACGCAUUUAAACACGGUUUCCAACCUUUAACAAUGAAAUAUCUUAUUUACGACAGAUCGGACAAAAUGCAUUACAAGAGAUGAAUUUUAAGACAACUUGUCUGGAAAGUUAAUGGCUUAAGUAUGAAUUUUAUUUGCGUGAGUUUAAGAAGUAUAGUUUAAAUUGCAGUAUGAAAUGAGUAAUUUUUAAUCGAAAUCAACGAAACGAAAAUGACUGAACGCAAUAUUUACCAUAUAGAAGGACAUCCCAUACUUAAUCGGAAUGACAUUAAAUAACUCUACUGGGAACAAGAAUUUUGAUUGAACAGUUGUAACAAUGCUGCUUAUGGAUAGGCAUUUCGAUUACACUUUCAUAGGAAUAUAACUCAAUUUAUAACAUUUAAAGAAGUCGCUGAUUGAUCUUAUUGUAUCGCUUAGAUGGUCAUUAAUUUGACGUCGCUUUAGAAAUUACCCCUAAAAGAGAACAUGCAUGUCAUUGCUUCAUUUAAGACGAUAAAAGUCUCGUGAUUUACAAAUUUUAAAACGUGCAUCUCUCGACAUAUGUCUACAUAUCGAGAGAACGCAACAACAAAAAGCGACUAAAGAACUAUGUUUACAUAUAAAUGUGAUUAGCUCAUUGGAUACUUAUAAAUCUUGUGUUUCACGAAAAUAUUCUAUGGAUGAGGUUUGCCAAUUAGAGGUAACGUCCAAUCAUCGAUGAUCAUAUUUUAUUCCACCACUCUGUGUUGCAAUCAAUAUCAAAUAGACAUCUUUUAUAAGAACAUUGAUGAAAAUCAAGGUAUCGGAAAUAAUUACAAUCGAACAAGGUUUCUUUUUCGCGAGCAAUAUAAAUACGUGGAAAAUAAUUCCUAACUAUCAGAUAAGAGAAGACGUAUAGAUGGUUAGUAACUUAUCUUAAUCUGUUUUCACACGGAGAAUUACUAUAAUGGAUCAUACUUUUCUUCAGCAAACAAAAAAGUGCCUUUAAAAAGAACUCGAAAGUAUUUUUCGAGGAUUAAAGGAAGAUAUUUCCAUUUACUCUAGGAAAUACUACAUAAAAUUUCGGAAAGAUUAUAAAACAUAAAAAACAGAAGUUUCCUUCGCUGAAAUGUUGUUUGAUCAUGAAAUAUAACGCGGAGGCUAACCAGACAGCACAGCUACUAGACAUGAUCAACAAAACUAUGAAUUUAAGUUCUAACUUUUCUACGGAAAUGGGACUCCAUGUCCUUCCAAACGUAAAAGGUUAUUUAGUUAUUGUAAAUGGAUACGUUGUACCAAUUUUAGCAAUCGUCGUUUUGAUUGCAAAUGUGAUAGUUAUACUAGUGUUGAGAAGACAGCAGACCUAUGGAGCGAGUCAAGCAGGUUUGGUAAGUGUUGCCAUUUCUGACACGUUAACAUUACUAUUGCCUGCACCAUUUUAUUUCUACCAGUAUGCCUUACAUCAUUACUACGUUGAUUAUGUAUUAUGUGAACCGGUAGACUGGAUUUCUAUCUACCUACCAACAAUUACUCAUACUGCUUCAAUAUGGCUGACGGUACUCCUCACUGCACAGAGAUACUUGUAUGUCUGCCAUCCGUUUGUAGCUCGUGAAUUGUGUACGCUUCGGAAUACAACGAUAUCCAUCACUCUAACCUAUGUCAUUGCGUGUUUAACACAUCUCGUGCGAGCCUUUGUGAUUGAUUACUAUCAGUUUGACUAUUUCGACCCCACACGAAACACAAGUGCAACGACAUGCGACCGUGGUUACAAGGAAUGGCUAGACCCGGACACUUACAUGGGAGUCUAUAUGAUGAUACGUAUUGUUUUGAUUCAAUUUGUGCCUUGCAUUGUGCUGAUUGUUCUGAAUGUCAGAAUCGUUCAUGGCUUACAGGAUGUGGUUAAUAAAAAGAUGCGUCUUCACAAUAAGUCGGAAAGUAGUAUAUCUGCCGUCAAAGAGAAUACAAGAGUUACUAUAAUGAUAGUGUUUAUGGCUGCUGUUACUCUGCUCGUAGAGCUUCCAAGUGGUAUCAUAUUGAGCUUUUACGUGUCGCCUUACAUUACUAAUGUACAAGUAUUCGAUGUGAAUACUUUAAAUAGCAUGCAAAUAAUUGCUAACCUGGUGAUCAUUUUUUCAUAUCCAAUGAACUUUUUUAUUUACUGUAGUAUGAGUGCAGAAUUUAAACAAACGUUAUAUGAACUCUGUUUCGGGUGUUGUAAUUCAAGGAAGAAGAAUGGGAACUUCAGAAAUAACUCAACUCAUCAUUACGAACUUACGGCAAAUAAUAUUUGAGUUCUGUUUAAAUAUACAGUUUUACUUAAAAUGCUUUCAUAGAAAAUGGUUGCGUUUUAUACAGUCAUAGAGUUUAUGUUCAUUAAAGCAAGAAUAUAAGCAAACAUAUAUUUAAAGUUAUAGUGUAAAUGUGAUAUUAUUGUUGAUAAGAAACUGGACAUCGUUGAUACUAGACCAGGUAUACUUAUAUACAAUUUUCAAAAUAUGUAUUAUCAAUAGUAAAAAUAAUUAAUUAUUA